Triticum aestivum (bread wheat) is the source of this 1814-nucleotide messenger RNA. RefSeq lists its product as uncharacterized. The record is from RefSeq and is a predicted model, not a curated record. Bases 116 to 1420 code for a protein of 434 amino acids. Lineage: Eukaryota; Viridiplantae; Streptophyta; Magnoliopsida; Poales; Poaceae. Gene Ontology annotation, molecular function: protein binding. The transcript has 2 exons.
GGUUACAUGGGCUGAAAGCAAAAACUUGGGCCUUGCAUGCGUCAACCCAGCCAGAAUCUCCAUCGGACUCCACCACUCUCGAACAAUGGGCAGCAGUUUCUAAAAAAAGAGAGCAAUGGGCAACGAACUGCUGGCGGCGGAUGCGCCACCAGCGAAACGUCCGGCGAUCUCAUCCACCACGACCACCACCACCCACACUACCGCCGCCGACGGAACCGCCACCACCAUAUCCUCCCUCGGCCAAAACCAGCUUCUCGACAUCUUCCUCCGCCUGCCCAACCUGCCGUCGCUCGUCCGCGCGGCGCUCACCUGCCGCCCAUGGCUCGGCGCCGUCCGCUCCUCCCGGUCCUUCCGCCGCCUCUUCCGCGCCCUUCACCCAGCGCCGCUCAUCGGGCUCUUCAUCGACAUCGACGGCGCCGCCGCCCCCUCCUUCGUCCCCCUGCGCCGCUCAGAUCCCGACGUAACCGCCGCCGUCCGCCGCGGCGACUUCCUCCUCACUUCCCUCCCGGUGAACGACGACGAGGAUACGAGCUGGUGUAUCACGGGCUGCCGCCACGGCUACGUGCUCCUGUGGAACAAGAUCGUAUGGAAGAAUCCCACUGUCGCUGCCGUGAACCCCAUGACCUGGGCCGUGGGCAUCAUCCCGGUCCACCGCGAUGUCUGGGCUGGGAGGAGUGGAAGACGCCGCCAUUUCGCUUUCCUUGGUUUCCAUCUGCUGUCUUCCGAGGAAAACCCCCGGUCGUUCCGUGUGGUCUGCGUCUGCGCUGAUAAGCAGAGAGUUCGCGUCGCCGUCUUCUCGCCGGAGGCGAGGGAUUGGGCCGUCCACCCGUGGGUGCACGUCGGCGGUGACAACAGCCUAAAGUCCAGCGCCGGCACGCUGGUGAGUGGUUCCGUUUACUGGCCUUUCCACGGUGAAGGGCGCAUGAUAAAGAUCAACACAGCCACCAUGGAUAUCUCUUUUGUGGAUUUACCCUUGCAAAUCAAGGUGGAAGGAUCCAAUUUCAGGGCUGGGGAGACCAAGGAUGGCCAACUAUGCAUUGUCUAUGCAUCUGAUGAUUUCCUCCUCCGUGCUUGGACCCGUAGUCUGGACGCCCAUGGAAUCGAGGUCUGGGUGCUGGAGAACAUAAUCUCUUUGAGUGAAGGAAUUGAUGAGAUCACUGAGGGGUGUGUUCUGGACUUGCCGGUCGACCUCAAAGUUGUGCAAGUUAGGUCUGGAUACGUGUACUUGUCCGCGACAUGCAUGACCCAUCCUGGCACACUCCGCUGCUGGUUCAUCUCCGUUUCACUGGAGACCAUCGAGCAUGAGUUACUGGUUGAUGGGUGUUUUGGUGGGUCUGUCUGUCCGUAUAGCAUGGCCUGGCCUCCUUGUUUGGUUGGUGAUGAUGGGAGCAUUGGGCAUGAAGUUGAAGGUUCUCACUGAAGUCUGCAGUUGUUUGUCAUACGAGGAAAUGUAUGAAAAUAUGUGGGGGAGAUUUACGUUUCGGCGAGGAGGAGGGGAACCUAGGGGCGUGCGUGUAACUGCAAAGUCGUUGUGCUUGGCGUCAAAUGCAUUUAUUUUGACUGAUCAUGUAAAGUCGGGAAUCAAAUUCUUUUGAUGAUGGACUUGUAGAAAGGAUGUAUGUAUUGCCUAGAUUGUCUCAAAGUAGUGGUCAAUGCUCAGAAUGAUUUAGCGAGUCUGCUACUUUGCCAAUUACCACCAUGAGCUGUGUAAUCUAGUGUCAUGUCUGAAGAUUGAACAACUGACCGGUUCUCUCCUUCAAUUAUUUAACCGCGUUCAGCCUUCAAUGUGCUCUAUAUAUUCAGAUACAUACGAC